GAUUGGAGGUGACCUGAAAUGCUCCGGUGGGAUGGUUGUUCAUGAUGAACUUUCCCUCCGUUCUGAGGUCAAUACUUGCUCGCUGCUGCUGUCGCUAAGCUCAGCUGAGAAUGGUUCUGCUUUGGAUUCCUGGAAUUGAAUUGUCUGGGAUUGGCGGCAGGGUUUUGUCAGCAGCGAUCUGCCCCUUGACGGAUUGCCAGGGCUGAAGCCUGGCUGCCUGCAAGACGCAGCGACAAAGAGGGUGAUCAAGUGUUCUGUUUCCAGUCCUGCCUAGGCUCCUGGCAGUUUGGAUACUGUUUUGAUCGAUGCGCCCACUAGAUUUAUGUUGUGUGAUCUGUAGUGUCGCAACGCACUGCAAAGUUUUCUGUAUAGAUAGCUCGUGCAAAAGCUUUAACGCUAUCUGUUGACCCUGCUGUCACACAACAUAUUCCUUUCGUACUGAGAAUCAUCUUGCGGUUUCAGCGUAGCAGUCACGAGUAGCAAGGCUAUAAUAGCCUCAUGACACAGGCUUGCGAGACAGAGCUACGACGACCUGCCUAACCAGGAUCUCCUCCGUUUGUGCUCUUCCAUGGGAGCUGAGCUUAGCAAGACUUCCACAAUGGAUGAGACCUCAGACGAGCCUCCCACUUCUGCCGUCCUCUUAGACAACUGCCACUUCUCCCAGGUCGUCUUUAACAACGUGGAGAAGUUUUACGUUCCCGGAGGAGACGUAACCUGUUAUUAUACCCUCACACAGAACAUCGCUCCUCGCGGGAAGGACUGGGUGGGCAUCUUCCGGGUGGGAUGGAAAACGACCCGGGAAUAUUACACAUUCAUGUGGGCUCCUCUGCCCAGCGACGCCCGCAGUGAUACCGCUGUGCAGCAACAGAUCCAGUUCAAAGCUUACUACCUACCGAAAGAUGAUGAAUACUACCAGUUCUGCUACGUCGACCAGGAUGGCGUGGUGCGGGGAGCCAGUGUGCCUUUCCAGUUCAGAGCAGAGACCGAGGACGAUAUCCUGGUGGUUACCACACAGGGAGAAGUGGAAGAGAUUGAACUACAAAACAGAAAUUUGCAUAAAGAAAAUGAGGAGCUGAAAGCGAGCUGUGCAAGUCUCCAGAAGCAAAACAUCGAUCUGCAGGAAGAGCUCAACAAGACACAAGAGCUGCAGAACAGUUUAGAGUCUCUAAGGUGCAACACAGAGAAACUGGAGCUGGAGCUGAAUUCCCUGAAAAAGGAAAAUAAACAUCUAAAGGAGCUGGAUGACUGCAGGGAGGCAGAGCUGCACCAACUCAAAGAGCAAAUUCAGAAUGUGACCUCUGACAAGGAACGCCUGGAAACCAGACUGAAAACAGCCUUGGAUCGCAUGGACCAGCUGCAGUCUCAAGCGUUGAAUUACGAGAAAGAAGUGGAAAACCUGUCUCAUAUGGACCGUGACAAGACAGAGCAGCUUGAAAGCUUAAAGGAAGAGAAUCGCCAGUUACGCCUGACUAGAACUCAACAGCAACAAAACCGCAACUUAAUGAAAGAACUUGAGGAGCAGAAGCGUUUGUUUCAGAUUCUGCAGGCAAAAAAGAAUGAAGCCGAUGAGGAAAAUCAGAAACUAAGGGAAGAGAAUGACAGACUCCUGAGGCAUCUCUCGCAGGAGGUUUCUUCCUUCUCUGUUGUUUCACAAGCUCAAGCUCCAAUUCCAGCUCCUGAAGUAGGAGGCCUUCUGUUUGGAAAUCCAUAUUGUGCUGCAGGAGCAAACCUGGGGGCAGGAGCUGCAGACAUAGCUUCGAUAAGGAAAUGCCCCAUAUGCGAUGAAGUAUUUCCUGAAGAUAUUGAAACAAGUCAGUAUGAAGUCCAUGUGCAGAGCCAUCUUCUGGAGUGCCCACUCUGCAGUGAGACCUUUGAAGAGUCCAAUAAGCAGGUGUUUGAUGACCAUGUUUUUUGUCAUCGCCUGGAAUAAUCCUGAAUUCCUAUCUGCUCUGUAGACUACGUGGCAGAGGCCGCAGCAUA
This is a messenger RNA of Aptenodytes forsteri (emperor penguin), 1980 nucleotides long. RefSeq names its product calcium binding and coiled-coil domain 2 (gene CALCOCO2). Gene Ontology annotation, cellular component: autophagosome; PML body. Gene Ontology annotation, biological process: positive regulation of autophagosome maturation; xenophagy. NCBI's taxonomy places the organism in Eukaryota, Metazoa, Chordata, Aves, Sphenisciformes, Spheniscidae. The record is from RefSeq and is a predicted model, not a curated record. Bases 569 to 1930 code for a protein of 453 amino acids. The transcript is spliced from 12 exons.